CGGUGUUAUCCUGCAGUGGAUCCAGGGGUAAAACGGGAAAUCUGCAAAGUCGAGGAGGGAACUUUCCUCUCCUCUCUCGGUCUCUAGCUCCUCUCUUCCACCGCCGCAUUUGCUGCGCCUCAUCAUCGGCGACCUCACCGCCGGCGACGGGACGCAACAAGCCAGCGCCCUUCCAUCCACGGCAAGUCUUCUCACACGUCGAGAAGCGUCGCCCUCCUCCUCCUGCUCCUCGUCCCCGCCCUCUACUGGUACUGGACCGGCGUGGAGUUGAGAUCCAUCAGGACUUGGAUCGAUUUCUUCUUUUGUUGGUUCGUCUUAUUCUUCCGCGCUCGAGAUUGACCUAUGCAGUUUACUUUCUAAAAUUUUGGGCUCUACUGAUCUGUUGCUGUGUGAUCCCACGGAUUGGAGCGGCUCGAUGUGUUGUGCUAACAUGCUAAAAAUUCAGAUAUUGGAGUGAAGCUUGCCUUGACAUGGCAAUGUACUAGGGUUUACUGUUCAGUAAUAGGCUACUACUUGGAAGGUGACGACCAUUGCUUCCGAAGCUCUUUGAAGUUGGUGCUCGGUGGCUUUAUUAAUCUGGGUGAUAGCAUGAUAAAGCAAUUCCUUGGACGGAUCCCCAAGAAACAGUCUAAAUCCAGGGAUAAGGAUCCUAUUGGCAGGUCCAGCCCCUCUGUGUCGCACCCGCCAUUGGGUUCGAGAGGUGCAGACAGGACCUCCAACUUGAGUAACCAGCCACCGGUCAUCUCCAGCUCUGGGCUUAGUUAUGGGAGUGGCAUGCAUGUCGGAAAUGCAAACUCAAGGGUAAAUGUUAAUGGUGUUUCAGCCUCGUCAGCCUUUGUGUCGUUACCAAGCUUUAAGGAUGUGCCCAAUACGGAGAAGCAGAGCCUGUUCAUCAAGAAGUUGAACUUGUGCUGCACUCAAUUUGACUUCACCGAUCCAACAAAGAACAUAAAGGAGAAGGAAAUAAAGAGACAAACUUUGGUGGAGCUUGUUGACUAUAUUGACUUGGCCAAUGGGAAAUUUUCUGAGGCAAGCAUGCAAGAGAUCACAAAAAUGGUUUCUGUAAACCUGUUCAGGACACUGACUACCCCUCCAAGAGAGAACAAAGUGGAAGCCUUUGAUGUGGAUGAGGAGGAGCCUGUCAUGGACCCUUCAUGGUCGCACUUGCAGAUUGUUUAUGAGUUGUUCUUGAGGUUCAUUCAGUCUCCAGAGACUGACGCCAAGUUGGCUAAAAGAUACAUCGAUCAUUCGUUUGUUUUGAGGCUACUUGACCUCUUUGAUUCUGAAGACCCUAGAGAGAGGGAGUACCUCAAGAUGAUACUUCACCGUGUCUAUGGAAAGUUCAUGGUUCAUCGGCCAUUUAUUAGGAAAGGCAUCAACAACAUCUUCUAUCAGUUCAUCUAUGAAACUGAAAAACACAAUGGAAUUGCAGAGCUGUUGGAGAUUUUGGGGAGUAUCAUCAAUGGGUUUGCAUUGCCACUUAAGGAAGAGCACAAAUUGUUCCUUGUUCGAGCUUUAAUUCCGCUUCACAAGCCAAAAUGCAUUUCGAUGUAUCAUCAGCUGCUAUCUUACUGUAUUACCCAGUUUGUCGAAAAGGAUUGCAAACUUGCAGAUACAGUUAUCAGAGGCCUAUUGAAAUAUUGGCCCAUCACAAACAGCUCUAAGGAGGUGAUGUUUUUGGGAGAGUUGGAAGAGAUAUUGGAAGCUACACAACCUGCAGAGUUCCAGAAAUGCAUGGUACCUCUUUUCCGCCAGAUAGCACGGUGCCUGAAUAGCUCACACUUUCAGGUUGCUGAGAGAGCAUUAUUUUUGUGGAAUAAUGACCAUAUCGAGAAUUUGAUCAAGCAAAAUAGCAAGGUUAUAUUACCUAUCAUCUUUCCUGCACUGGAGAGAAAUACUAACAGGCACUGGAACCAAGCUGUGCAAAGCCUCACUCUUAAUGUUCAAAAACUGUUCUCUGAUCAUGAUGCUGGACUAUUCACCGAGUGUCUGCGGAAAUAUGAGGAAGAGAAAGCCAAAGAGAAGGAGGUCAAAUUGAAGCAAGAAGCCACAUGGAAACGCCUUGAAGAGAUUGCAUCAGCGAAAGCAACAAGCGGAGCAGCAGUGCUCGUCUCUUGGCCCUUACCUCGUCAAUCUUCAGUUGUGUAGCGAGUCAUUCAUGUGGUAAAGAAAUGUACUACUUGGUAGUUUCAAGUUUGGGCAAGCGUUUUCUGAUUUUUGAAAAAUUCUCGAAUUGUUAGGUAUUCAUGAAACAUUGUACAGGAUUGAGUUGUAUAUACGAGGUAUAUUAAGGUGGGCAAUUUGACAUAAGAUCUGAGAAGCCAGUUGGGUUAGGCACAGUAGCGCUAUUUCUGGAUCCUUAGUCUUGGCUCAUUUUGGCAUGAUAAGAUCUGCAGUUGAUUUCUGUAACAUUUAACCUUGCCUGAAGUUGGUUAUGAUUUGUUUUUACCUGGUCC
Molecule: messenger RNA, 2456 nt
Organism: Phragmites australis (common reed)
Lineage: Eukaryota; Viridiplantae; Streptophyta; Magnoliopsida; Poales; Poaceae
Product: serine/threonine protein phosphatase 2A 57 kDa regulatory subunit B' theta isoform-like
Exons: 4
Coding region: 589-2148 (519 amino acids)
Biological process (GO): signal transduction
Cellular component (GO): protein phosphatase type 2A complex
Molecular function (GO): protein phosphatase regulator activity
Source: RefSeq, a predicted model, not a curated record